Strongylocentrotus purpuratus (purple sea urchin) is the source of this 807-nucleotide messenger RNA. Its product is annotated as monocarboxylate transporter 4-like. Gene Ontology annotation, biological process: transmembrane transport. The record is from RefSeq and is a predicted model, not a curated record. The transcript has 3 exons. Gene Ontology annotation, molecular function: monocarboxylic acid transmembrane transporter activity. NCBI's taxonomy places the organism in Eukaryota, Metazoa, Echinodermata, Echinoidea, Camarodonta, Strongylocentrotidae. The coding region runs from base 1 to 807 and encodes 268 amino acids.
AUGGCCUACAUGCCCACAAUCCUUGCAUUGAAUGAUUUCUUUCGGGAAAAUUUCGUUUUGGUGAACACAAUCACGUUAUAUGGCUACACCGCCGGAUCCAUGCUGCUCCCUAUUGUAACGGAAAGGUCUUUUGAAGCAUAUGGCUAUGCAGGGGCGUUUAUUAUCCUUGGCGGUAUCGCUCUGAACCUUGUCGUGUGCGGUACAACGAUACGCAAGUCAUUAAGAAACGCCGCUACAAAUGAAGGCGAAAUUCAUGAUGAGGUGAAGGAGAAACGAAAUUGCCAAUCUGAAAAGAAAUUCUUAGAGAAAAUGGAACUUGGCAUCCCUCCUUCCAAAGCAAUCUUCCUCUCCACAAUCGGCGGAAUAGGUGGCAUCGUCGGUCGAACUGUUUUCAUCAUCCUCGUCCGCAAAGGGACCAACGUCUAUGUUAUCUACAUCACCGUAUGUCUCAUAUGCACGAUAUCCUUUCUGUUAGACUUCGUCAGUUCUGCCUACGAGGUGCUAGCUAUCUUGGCCUUUGUACAAGGGUUCUCCUUUUUCAUCGAGGAUGCUAUUCCGUGCAGUUUCUUCAAGGAUGCAGUCUAUGACGAUAAAAAUGCUGACAUGGCCAUUGCUCUAAAUUUUUUCAUGGGAGGACUAGGCGCGACAUGUGCAGGAGCAUUCACAGGUUAUCUGUAUGAUAUCACCCAGUCGUUCACGAAGGUGUUCAUCAUCGGAGGCGUCAUCAAAGCCCUCAUGACCGUCCAUCUCUUCAUCGUAGCGAUCCUCAUCAAGAGACGACGGAUAAGAAAUAAGCUUCCAGUCUGA